GUUGGUAUUGUUUACUUCCUGGGUAAACGGUCGUCCGCUUUGUGGACAUGUUUCUGAAAUUUUGAUAGCCCCCCUCCGUAAGAGCCAACAAAAUAUAGUCAUUUAAACUACUUUUUCACCUCUGCUUAUAUUUUGCAGCUCAUACCACCACAAUGACUGAGGAAGUCCAGAAGCACUCGGUCCACACCCUGGUCUUCAGGUCUCUUAAAAGGACUCAUGAUAUGUUUGUGUCCGACCAUGCUAAAUCCGUGGCGCUGGACGACGUCAGCUACAACUUAAAGAUGGGUGUGAAACUAAAAGCAGAGUAUGGUGCAGUCUUACACAUGCCUGUCCUAAAAGAAGGAAAAGACAGAGUCUCACAGCUUCCAGGCAGCAUGCAGAUCCAUCAGAGCUACACACAGCAAGGGGAAGACCCCGAAUACCUGAUCACAGGGACCCAUGCUUAUCCAUCUGGACCUGGAGUUUCCUUGACUGCUGACACAAAGCUGCACAGGAAUCCAAGCGAGGGAGGAGUUCACUCCAUGGCGCUGGCUUUGCCCCCAUCACAAGCCAGGCAGGAUGCGAGCCGCACUGCAGCCAGUGUUGCAGACAUCCAUCGACACGCAGGAGGAGCAGAAAGAUCUCAUCCUCAGUCGUCAGCUGUGUCACUAUUGGAGGGAGGAGGAACCAGAAACUCAGCGCUCAUGAGGAAAGCACCAACCAUGCCUAAACCACAGUGGCAUCCUCCAUGGAAGCUGUUCAGGGUCAUCAGUGGCCACCUUGGCUGGGUGAGAUCCAUCGCUGUGGAGCCGGGGAAUCAGUGGUUUGUCACCGGGUCUGCUGAUAGAACCAUAAAGAUUUGGGACUUGGCCAGUGGGAAACUGAAGCUCUCGCUGACCGGACACAUCAGCACUGUACGUGGAGUUGCAGUAAGCAACCGCAGCCCCUACCUGUUCUCCUGUGGAGAGGACAAACAAGUCAAGUGCUGGGAUCUUGAGUACAACAAGGUCAUCAGACAUUACCAUGGACACCUAAGUGCUGUGUAUGAUUUAGACCUGCAUCCUACUAUUGACGUGCUGGUGACGUGCAGCAGAGAUGCAUCAGCAAGGGUGUGGGACAUCAGAACUAAAGCCAACGUUCACACCCUCACCGGCCACACCAACACUGUGGCCACAGUGAGAUGUCAGGCAGCAGAACCUCAAAUCAUCACAGGCAGCCACGAUUCGACCAUCAGGCUGUGGGAUUUGAUCGCCGGCAAAACCAGAGCGACUCUAACAAACCACAAGAAGUCUGUACGAACUAUCGUGCUGCAUCCAAGACAAUACACUUUUGCCUCCGGUUCAGCUGAUAACAUCAAGCAGUGGAUGUUCCCAGAUGGAAACUUCAUCCAGAACCUUUCUGGUCACAACGCCAUCAUUAACACACUGGCUGUUAACUCUGAUGGCGUUCUGGUGUCUGGAGCUGACAAUGGGACCAUCCACAUGUGGGACUGGAGGACGGGAUACAACUUCCAGCGCAUUCACGCAGCCGUGCAGCCAGGAUCCCUGGACAGCGAGUCCGGUAUCUUUGCGUGCGUGUUUGACCAAUCAGAGAGCAGACUGAUCACCGCUGAGGCUGACAAGACCAUUAAAGUGUACAAAGAGGACGACACGGCUACGGAAGAGAGCCAUCCAGUCAACUGGAAACCAGAAAUCCUCAAAAGAAAAAGAUUCUAAUGUUUUUUAUUUGUCCUUUUGCCAGUUUUUUUUUUUUUAUUUCUACCUAACCUCCUGAUGUAGAUACACCCAUGAAGCUUUUGCUUGUUACGUCUGUCAAAAUUCUUCAUAAACUCUCAAAUGAACUUCAGCAGUCCUGUCUAUUCUAAAAACCAUUUGCAGUCUUCGUUGUACGAUGUGAGUCCUAUAAAAUGGCCAUCUCUGACAGCCAGGAACUUCCCUGAGUGUUUGUUCUUGAUGACGACAGCUCUGAGGUGGCUCUGGUCCGUCUGAUCCACCAACAUCAGCCACUCGUCAGACACAGACAGACUGACCUCAGAGUGGACUUGGUUUCUGAUCGGGUCGAACCCUGCAGAGGAAAAAGAUGUCAGUUGUACAGAGGAAAACAGGCGUUGUGCUUUUUCUAGCUUGCUUUGUGAAGUUAACUUGGCUUCAUUUAAUAAAGACCUCAUUUUUUCACACA
This is a messenger RNA of Cheilinus undulatus (humphead wrasse), 2157 nucleotides long. It is a transcript of the gene plrg1, whose product is annotated as pleiotropic regulator 1. Gene Ontology annotation, biological process: mRNA splicing, via spliceosome. The record is from RefSeq and is a predicted model, not a curated record. Gene Ontology annotation, cellular component: Prp19 complex; precatalytic spliceosome; catalytic step 2 spliceosome. Gene Ontology annotation, molecular function: protein binding. The transcript is spliced from 15 exons. NCBI's taxonomy places the organism in Eukaryota, Metazoa, Chordata, Actinopteri, Labriformes, Labridae. The coding region runs from base 153 to 1694 and encodes 513 amino acids.